ACAACGACAUGAGUUUCACGUGUUUUUGAAUGAAAAUUGUGUAUAUUUAGAAAAGGGAAAAAAUAAAUAAAACAGUGUAUAUUUUAUGAUUGAAUUGAUUUUAAAUACUAUGUGAUUGUUGUACAAUUGUAUAUCAAAAUGGUAAUCACAGAGGACAAAGAAGUUGAUAUAUUCGUAGCUAGUAAAAUAGGAUCUUUCAAACAUAUUAAAUACCACACAGAUUCAACAAAAAAUAACAAGAAAUGCAUAGAGAAUUUGGUUGAAAUUAAAAGCUUACAGAAGGACGAUGGAAUAACCUCAAUGGUUUGGGGGAAUGAGGAACAAACGGAAAUCUUGAUUGGAAAGAAAAAUCAACAGGUACAAGUAUACAAUACUCUCCAAGGCUUCACAAAAACAUACACAGCGGACUUUGGUACUGGUGAUAUAGUCGGGCUUGGCAAACACAAGCGACGUCUGCUGGCCGCUCUUUCGAGCGGAGUGGUACAAAUCUGGAGUAAAAAGGAAAAUGUAGUUGUAAAUACGGGUGGCAAGUUGGAUAAGAUGAAAGUGUGUGAUCAAGACACCACAUUAUUCGCUACCGGUGGAGAAGAGAAUGACCUUAAAGUUUGGCGAAUUGGAGAGUCUGCUCCGUUGUUCAGUGCUAAAAACCUGCCCCAUGAUUGGCUGCAACUCAGAAGGCCAGUGUGGGUCUCGGAUCUGACCUUCUUGACCCAGGAGCUGGUGGCUGUGUGCUCUAGGCAUGGUUAUGUUAGGCUAUACGACACAAGAUCUCAAAGACGACCGGUCUGCAAUGUUGAGUUUCAAAUGGCUGCAACUUGUAUGGCGCCUGCGUUUGAUGACCGACACGUAUUGGUGGGAUUCGGUCGCGGUCAGCUCCAGCAAGUGGACCUCAGGAGGGGGAAGCCAGACAAGGCGUACAAGGGAGCGGUGGGGGCGGUGUCGAGCGUGGUGGCGGCGGGAGGGAGAGUGAUCAGCGCCAGUCUGGACCGACAUCUACGAGUGCACGGGGGGGACACCAAGGAUUUACUGUAUAAGCAAUACAUGACUUCAAAGCUGACGUGCGUGCUGGUUCAAACCGCAACAACCACUCCCCUCAAGAGGGAGGAUGUAGAGGUCAAAGAGGAGGACCAGGCUAAAGGCGCGGAGGUGAAGGAAGAGGACAUGGAUGAUAUAUUUGAAAAUAUGGAAACUAUUGGUGAUAAACAAAGCAAGAAACGUAACGGAGAUACUGGAAUAACAGAAGCGAAGAAGAUGAAGCCGUCAACAGAGGGCAGCACUGUAGAUAUAGAAGAUAACAAUGAAGAUCCAGAGGACGCAAUAGUAAAACUCUUACGCAGCACAGAGAAGCAGAAAAAGAGAAUGGAAAAGAAGAAACGGGAGAAGAAAGCGAAGAGCGUGUUUCAUAAUGCCUAGAAUAAAUAUUUCUAUUACCAAACGUCGUUGUUACUUAUGAUUCUAAACCACAAAAAUUUAAC
Nymphalis io (European peacock) is the source of this 1475-nucleotide messenger RNA. RefSeq names its product WD repeat-containing protein 74. Gene Ontology annotation, molecular function: protein binding. Lineage: Eukaryota; Metazoa; Arthropoda; Insecta; Lepidoptera; Nymphalidae. Gene Ontology annotation, cellular component: nucleolus; preribosome, large subunit precursor. The record is from RefSeq and is a predicted model, not a curated record. Gene Ontology annotation, biological process: ribosomal large subunit biogenesis. The transcript has 8 exons. Bases 139 to 1413 code for a protein of 424 amino acids.